This is a messenger RNA of Oreochromis niloticus (Nile tilapia), 390 nucleotides long. Its product is annotated as hemoglobin embryonic subunit alpha. NCBI's taxonomy places the organism in Eukaryota, Metazoa, Chordata, Actinopteri, Cichliformes, Cichlidae. Gene Ontology annotation, cellular component: haptoglobin-hemoglobin complex; blood microparticle; hemoglobin complex. Gene Ontology annotation, molecular function: peroxidase activity; oxygen binding; oxygen carrier activity. The transcript has 2 exons. Gene Ontology annotation, biological process: oxygen transport; hydrogen peroxide catabolic process. The record is from RefSeq and is a predicted model, not a curated record.
AUGCUGACAGUGUACCCUUAGACCAAGACUUACUUCUCCCACUGGAAGGACCUGAGUCCCGGUUCUGACCCGGUGAGGAAACACGGAGGAAUUGUGAUGGCUGCAGUUACUGAUGCCGUCAGCAAAACUGAUGAUCUGACCGGAGCUCUUCUGAGCCUCAGUGAGCUGCACGCCUUCACUCUGAGAGUGGACCCUGCAAACUUCAAGGUUCUCUCUCACAACCUCCUCGUGGUACUGUCCACCACAUUCCCCAACGACUUCACCCCCGAGGUCCACGUGGCUAUUGACAAGUUUCUGACUGCGCUUGCCCUGUCUGAAAAGUACCGAUAAACUGCACACCGACAGCCAACAACAGGCUUGGAUACUCCCAAACUGAAUUUUAAUGUAAAA